GUCGGCUGUUUCUGUUACUAGCCAAAGUUUAGGUUUUAAAAUCAUAAUAGCGUUGAAGUGAAGCGUUAAUUUAGAGGCUAUAUCUAUAUAUAUUUAUAAGAUAUAUGUGUAUAUAAUUUCGCAAUGUCAAAAAGCAGCGAUACAAAUUAUAGCCAAAGUUAUAAGCUUGUUGUUGUUGGAGGUGGUGGUGUUGGGAAAAGCGCGCUUACUAUACAAUUCAUACAGUCGUAUUUCGUAACAGACUAUGAUCCAACUAUUGAAGACUCCUAUACUAAGCAAUGUGUGAUUGACGAUGUAGUGGCUAGACUUGACAUUUUAGACACAGCCGGCCAGGAAGAGUUCAGCGCCAUGCGGGAGCAGUACAUGCGAUCAGGAGAAGGCUUUCUUCUCGUCUAUUCGAUCACCGACCGAAACAGUUUUGAUGAAAUUUACAAGUUUCACAAACAGAUUCUGCGGGUGAAAGAUCGUGAUGAGUUCCCUAUGCUGCUGGUAGGGAACAAAGCUGACCUUGACCACCACAGACAGGUAUCCUCAGAGGAAGCACAGCACCUGGCACAGCAAUUGAAGCUACCCUUCAUGGAGUGCAGUGCCAAGGUUCGCAUGAACGUCGAUCAGGCCUUCCACGACCUCGUGCGGAUAGUCAGGAGAUUUCAAGCGGCAGAGCGACCACCUGUGAAGCCGAAGCCCCAGAAGCGACGAUGCACCAUCUUGUGAACACUGCGAGAUCAGCCAUGAGCAGGCGAGGGCAGUGGCUCGUAGGCACCGUGUUACACGGUUCGUAGUUGAUUAAGAGUUUUAGAAUUAUCACAAUGCAUCAGCGAUUUUCCUCGCGGAGGUUAAUGUGCACUGCGACUGUCUGCAUGUGAAGGGUAGCAUCCACGUUUGGGUGAACGUGUUUAAGCAUUCGUGCGGGCAGCUAUUUCAGAGACCAGUUUACCUACCCACGUUUCUGACAGAAUUGCCUUCCUCGACGAAUGCGCUUCUCUCGUAAAAUCUACUAUGGCUUUUUUUCUCUUUCCUCGCGGACUGUUGGACGGAAACGUCGACAUGCGUGUGUGAGUUGACGUGUGUGCGGUUGUGACAGUCGAUUUUUACAAAGGGCUGCAAUUAGCCUGACACCGAUUGGAAUGUGGCUUCACUGUGAUUUCUUCUUCUGGUAUUGAUAGGGGAGUUUAGGUAUUAACAGAAGUGAAUCUGUAGGCACACCUUACGUGUGAUUCUGCAGCUGAGUAUGUUAACAGGUUAGCCAUUAUGAACAAACCGCGUAUAUGUUCAGCAUCGGUUGGUUAAUGAGGCAGCAAAUACAUGCCAAAAUAGCAGCUGCGUCACUGGCGCUAAUCCAGGUAUAUUGAUCGAGUAUAGAUGCCACAUUCUAGUUGCAAUCGUCACUUGGCUGCUCACAUAUACAUGCAUUGUAUAGCUAGUGAAAAAAUGUUCCAAAAGUUGGAGUCGCCAUGUUGGCGUUUCCGUAAACUGACAGCGAACGCGUCUUUCAUGCGUGCUGAGAAUUGACGUGAUCCGAGACAGAUUAUGCUGCAGUCUACCCUCCCUGUUGUUCUAAAUGUCGUUCCACACAAGUGCCUUUUAGUUUACCCCUCCCCAGGUUUCGUGUGUAGGUCGCCGUGACUCGUGCACACCUCUGUGUGUGUCGAGCAUGGAAUGAGACCUGCUCUAGCUCACUGAGGGCUCGUUCGUGUCGUCAAGACCAAUUUAUCAUGAUUACACAUAUCAUUAGGUGCACGUUGUGCAAGCGAUACGUAGUAGAAGCACAGCUGUGCGCUCUUGGCGUGGCGCUGGCUUUGGAAAGUAUCUGUGAUCUCUUGAAACGCGACAAACGGCUCAUAACAACAAAUAGUGGCUGGUUUUAUUAGUUUUCUUAGUAAUUUUCUGUUUAGUAUCUGGUCUUAUUAGUGGAUGGUAUUUGCGAACAUGUAGGUAGUUUGACUUUAAGUUAUAUAACUAAACCUCGUUAUAAUGUGUUACUCCCACAAGUUACAAUUCCUAACCCUACUUGCCUAACGAGUUAUAAAGUCCUUCUUCACCCGUUAUGAAGCUUACCCCACAGCUAUAAAGCCUGCAACCCCAGCAUAGAUACCACUUUCCCGCAGUUAUUCCAUCGUGAAUGUACCAGAUUCCUGUAAUUGUUUUCAUUUGCGUUCUCUAAUGGCCAUUUUCAUUGCGAUUUUUUUCACUCAAAUCUCCAGUCCAAACUUUUAAUAUGUGUUAUCUAUAUAUUGUGCAUGUACACACAAUAAUUUUACACGUACAUAUCUCUGAUAGGUGCCCGUGUGACUAUUAUUACUGAGAAGGUUCCGUUAUGCAUAAUCACAAAUCCCAAAAAAAUUACUAUAUAUGUUACUGCUUUCAUUUUUUUGAAAUCAUAUUCUGAAGUAAUGUGCAGCAGAUGGAUAAUUUGUGUCCUUCUGGCUUUACUUAAUUUGAAAUUAAACUUGCGUGUUAUUAUUGUGAUAAAAUCAAGCCAAAAUCAAAUGUAAUCUUUAUGUGUUCUAUUGACCUGUUAGCUAGAUACCAACGACAAUCACUUUUUUGCUACUCGCAUAAUGUGUAAGAAUCUUGUUUGCAUGAUCAAUUCUUAGUGGGGACAAUCAGUAAAAUUAUCAAGACUAUAAGAAUUAUAUUCAUCAGUGCUAUUUUAAUUAUAUAUAUAUUGUUCUUAGGAUAAGGCUGUGACAUGCCAGGCGUGUAGUUGGAAACAUAGUCAAAUAGUCUCUCUACUCGAGUUGCUCUCAGUAAACCUGCCGUCUAAUGGCAUCUGUAGCGCUUGCAUCAGACUGUUGAUAUCAGCAGUAGCAUAUAUGUAUCAGCCUGUGUAUGGCAGUGGGAGUGCCGGGCACAAGCCCAGUGGUGACAGAAGUAACGUGUGUGUCAGCCACUGCAUCAGUUUCAUUUGACUAUGUGUGUAAUAAGGAUGUGUUACGAUUUUUUUGUCACACAAACAAAAGGAUAACAUGGGUUAUUUUCCAUUAAAUUCCACUAUUCAAGGAAGUUAUUAAGCUUAAUUAGGUUACACUAUCUAUUAUUGUUGGUAAAUGACUAAAAUCCUGGUUUAAAGGUUGCUACUGUGUUAUGCAUGGUGUCAUUGCAGGUGCUGCCUCUUGUGCUGAUGAGGUAUGUUUUUAUAUUGCACAUUACAAUAAUGGACUGAAUAAUAUCAGGAGUGAAUAAUAGAAAAUCUCUAUUAUUCACUCCUGAUAAUAUCAGCUCUCAUUGUUAGUUUCAGUGAAAUUAUGCAUUAUAAAUGCUACAUAAACAUUUUAUCAUCAUUGAGAUUCGUCUCACUACCGUUGAUCUCCUAUGUAAUACAGUCAGAAAAUUUCACACUAAAAAAUUCAUAGAUUCUAAUGUACCAUUAGAAAUCACCCCAAAUUUAACAGAAAUUAUUCAUAAACAUUAUAAACUAAAGUAAUGUUAUUUUUUCAUUGUAAAAGUUUCUAAUGAUAUUAAAAUACCGUAUAUAACAUCGUAAUAUACAAUCAUAGCAGUGUGUACAAUAACAAAGUGGUAACGUCAGUUUCUGUGUGCCCAUAUGCGUGCCUUUGCAUAAGUGAGUGCAGUUUAAAUCUGGAGUUAGCUGGCAACUUCUUAAACUGUGUGCCUUACGACUUGUAGUAGUAUGGCACCAAACAAUUUAAAUACUUUUUAGUGGUAUGUGCCUGAUUGCUAAUCGUAGUAAUAGGGUAGUCUAUAUACGGUGAAAACGUAUUCAUAUCAGGUGCCUUAUUACUGAUUGCAGUAUUAGGGUAAUGUAUAAGGUUAGCUCUGCUUUCUACUGCGAACCUCAAUAUUAAUUACAGUAUUAGAGUUACUAACGUAUGAGUUAAGCACUUCUUUGUACUGUGAACCUCACUACUGAUUGCAGUAAUAGGGUAAUGUAUACGGUAAACACAUCUUUAAGCCA
Molecule: messenger RNA, 3919 nt
Organism: Priapulus caudatus
Lineage: Eukaryota; Metazoa; Priapulida; Priapulimorpha; Priapulimorphida; Priapulidae
Product: ras-related protein R-Ras2-like
Exons: 6
Coding region: 124-714 (196 amino acids)
Biological process (GO): signal transduction
Cellular component (GO): plasma membrane
Molecular function (GO): GTPase activity; GDP binding; GTP binding
Source: RefSeq, a predicted model, not a curated record